This is a messenger RNA of Prosopis cineraria, 1929 nucleotides long. Its product is annotated as glycosyltransferase family 92 protein RCOM_0530710-like. The record is from RefSeq and is a predicted model, not a curated record. NCBI's taxonomy places the organism in Eukaryota, Viridiplantae, Streptophyta, Magnoliopsida, Fabales, Fabaceae.
ACAGACUGAGAAACAAUGGAUUCUGGGCAGCGCCGGAAGAAGAAGCGUGUCAGUACUGGUGCUUUCUCGCUGACCCGCUUCUUCUCCUUGAGGUCACUUCUUCUCUGCUUCUCCUUCUUCGUCUUCCUCUUCUUAUCCUCCGAUCGCUUCUCUAUCUCUAUUUCUUCCUCACCGUUUCGCCCCGCCAUUAUUACCUCUCACUUAUCGCUUUUGUCCUCUUCUGCAAGUCGUUCGGUUCUCGAUUUUCCUGACCCCAGAUUGCCCUUGAGAGUUGAAGAUCGGAUUGUUUUCCCUGACCAUGUGGUUUUGAUGGUGAGCAACAAAUUUCUCCGGCAGAGUCCAGAAUUGGAGUGUAUAUACUACAAGCUCUUCUUCAACGGUUCGACCGGCGAAGUUAAUAACCAGCUCGCCGACGUUUCUUACUCAGCCGGUGAUUGGGAUUCGCUGGUUAACCGGACUGCCCAGUCGUGGGACAAGGUGGUGUAUGAAGCGAUUUUGGAUGGUAAUACCACCGUUGUAUUUGUAAAAGGAUUAAAUCUUCGACCUCACAAGAUAUCGGAGCCAAACCGAUUCCUCUGCCACUUUGGGUUGAAGAAUUUGGGCAAAGAAAAUAACUUCUUGCUCACCACCAAAGCAGUUUCAGUUGCUCAGGAAGUGGUUAGGUGUUUGCUGCCACGGAGUAUCAGAAACAGCCCAGAAAAGGCUCAGGGAAUUCGGGUUACCGUCAGCCACUUGAGCGGCCAUAUAAGGCACCCGGUUCGCGAGCUCAUGUCAUCGGUGGCAAGAGUCCGCAGUUCAAGUCCUCGAGCUCAGAAGAGAAAAAGAAAGACAAAGAAGCAUGAGCUGUGUGCUUGCACUAUGGUGUGGAACCAAGCAUCUGCGCUCAGAGAAUGGAUUAUGUCUUCCUGGCUUGGAGUUGAACGAUGGUUCAUCUAUGACAACAACAGUGAUGAUGAUAUAGAGAAGGUUAGCCAGGAACUCGACCGUCAAGGGUAUAAUGUUAGCAGACAAACCUGGCCAUGGAUUAAGACUCAGGAAGCAGGCUUUUCUCACUGUGCUUUGAGAGCAAGAGAUGAGUGCAAGUGGGUUGGAUUCUUUGAUGUCGAUGAGUUCUUCUACUUCCCCAAUGAAUUUCAUCACCAGUUCGGUCAUGAUAUUCCUGGAGGGAACUCUCUGAAAUCAGUGGUGGCAAAUUUCUCAUCAUCAAAUAUUGCAGAGAUAAGAACAGCUUGUCAUAGCUUUGGUCCUUCUGGGUUGCGCUCACCGCCUAAACGAGGAGUGACUAUAGGAUACACAUGCAGGCUUCAGAGCCCUGAGAGACACAAAUCAAUAGUGAGGCCAGAUUUGCUCGACACUAGUCUUCUGAAUGUGGUGCACCAUUUUCAGCAGGAUGGAUACACGUAUCAGAACAUGCCUGAAGGUACUGCUAUAAUAAACCACUACAAAUAUCAGGUGGGGGAGACCUUCAAAGCCAAGUUCUUCAGAAGGGUUGCUACCUAUGUGGUUGACUGGCAAGAAGCAAACAAGGGAUCAAAGGAUAGAGCACCAGGGCUAGGAACAGAGGCCAUUGAACCACCGAACUGGCGGCGGCAAUUUUGUGAGGUUUGGGAUACUGGCUUGAAGGAUUUCCUUCUGUCUUAUUUUGCCGAUCCUGCAACAGGGGUUCUACCUUGGGAAAGGUCAUUCAUAUAAAGUAAGGGGACACUAAUCUAUCAGGGUCGUCGGGUACCCUUGUAAAGCACAAUAGUCAUAGCAGUAGGCAUUCAUUCUUUUCAUUGUUUUUGGGCGGAUUUUAGGCAACAGAAAUUUUGUUUCUUUCCUUUCUUUCACUUGAUUAAUGACUUCUAUAAACAUGAAACAUACUUCACAGUUCUCACACAGUUGUAUAUUAGCAGCAAUAUGAAUGGAUUCCUUCUUUUUUCCUUUUCA